AUGUUUUGUCCUGGUUUUGUGCAUGUAAACGUGUUGCAUCUAUCAUAUCCACGAAGACCCGGUAGAACUCGUUUUCUGAAUAAGUGUUCAGUUUCAACAAGUUUUUCUGUACAAGCUUCCUUGCCGGAGAAUAAUGAUAGAUUUAAAGUGGAAUACACUCCUUGGAUGAUUGUUGGAUUGGGUAACCCUGGAAAUAAGUACCAUGGAACUAGGCACAAUGUUGGUUUUGAAAUGAUAGAUAGUAUUUCCAAAAUGCAGGGCAUUGUGAUGAAUACAAUUCAGUCAAAGGCACUGGUUGGAAUAGGUUCCAUUGGAGAGGUACCAAUUUUGGUGGUGAAGCCUCAAGCUUACAUGAAUUAUAGUGGGGAAGCGGUUGGACCACUUGCAGCAUAUUAUCAAGUACCUCUACAUCAUAUAUUAUUGGUUUAUGAUGAGAUGAUCCUACCAAAUGGUGUUUCAAGAUUGCAGCCAAAAGGAGGACAUGAAAACUAGGGCUGAAUGGGUGGAGAAUGCAUGCAUCUGAGCGGGCAGCAAAGACUCGGAAAGAAUACACCCAAGAACAACUUGACAAAGUGCACAUUGAAGUGGCUGACUAUUUGCAGACUUUGCUAUAGAUGGAGACUAGCAAAAUGAUUUUGAGUAAGGCUAGCUAGAUGUUUUUUGAACCAUUUUGGAGUAGUUGUAUUGUUGCAGCAACUGCGAACAAAUUAAACUACACGUAGUUAUUGCAAUGGUAUGUAUUAGGCUAGCCUUGAAGUAUGUUUGGGGUCUUUUUGCCUAUUUUUUGAACUAUUAACAUCUUUGAUGUUUGAUACAAAUUAAUGCAAUGUCCCGUAUUCAAAUUAA
Molecule: messenger RNA, 846 nt
Organism: Rosa chinensis
Lineage: Eukaryota; Viridiplantae; Streptophyta; Magnoliopsida; Rosales; Rosaceae
Product: chloroplastic group IIB intron splicing facilitator CRS2-B, chloroplastic
Exons: 6
Coding region: 1-492 (163 amino acids)
Molecular function (GO): peptidyl-tRNA hydrolase activity
Source: RefSeq, a predicted model, not a curated record